Molecule: messenger RNA, 4278 nt
Organism: Drosophila bipectinata
Lineage: Eukaryota; Metazoa; Arthropoda; Insecta; Diptera; Drosophilidae
Source: RefSeq, a predicted model, not a curated record
AUGCAUAGAACGAUUCAACAACGUGGUGCCUGCAAGGGGCAAAUAACGCGCACCCUCAACAGUGCUGUGGAGUUUUCACAAAGAUGUGAGAAUGUGGAAACAUUGCAAUUCAAGCUGGAGCGUUUGGUCGCCACUUUCAACCACUUUAUGGAGCUCUCAGAUGAGUUAGUGGAAUUUCACUUGGAGGAGGGAUAUGAAGACCCUGGAUUGGACAUACCCGAAUACGAAGACAAGUUCUACGCCGCGCAUGUUAUUUUUAGUAACGCCAUCAAGGACAUGGGAGGUCAGGAUCAUGGACAGGACCAGUCGAACAUUCUACUUUCAAGUACAGUGGAACGCCUAUUUGAGGGACAAAACAACCUUUUGGAGAAAAUUCAUACUUCAUCGGGAACUGCUGAUUUAAGGUUUGAGAAAAUUCGGAUUCCCACAUUUUCUGGUAAAUAUGAGGAUUGGAGCCAGUUUAGUGAUCUGUUCUUAAGCUCAGCACUGGAUGUAGUCAGCCGCCGCACCUUCGCCAAGGAUACAAAAUUAUGCUUCAACUGCUUGAGUCGAUCGCAUCAAGUCAGGGAUUGUAAUUCAUCGAACACUUGCCGUCAAUGCAACGCUAAGCAUCACACGUUAGUACACCCGAUUGAAGCAAGAUCGGUUCCUGUGGCACCUGCGCACUCGACUGCCGCUGAUACGAAUACUGCCGCUGUUAGCCAUCAUAUUUUGGAGAGGGCCAACAAUCCAGCCCUACUGCCAACUGUUGUCGCCAAUGUUAUUGACACAUGGGGAAACGAGACCUCGUCUCAGCAGGUCAAAUCAAAUGCAACUAUUUGGACCAAGAUUCGCAGCCUACCGCUAGCUGACCCGACGUUUGGAUCUCCGGGCAAAAUCGACGUUAUCUUAGGCGCUGAUCAGCUGUGGAACUUAUAUACUGGACAUCGCCGAGAGUUUGGUAUCGAAUACCCCAUCGCACUGCAUACUAAUUUUGGUUGGGUUAUUACAGGCAGCUACACUGAUGGUAACAAAGCAUCUACGCACGCACAAGUUCAUCACGCUUAUGAAGAUUUGGAUUCCUUAGUUCGCUCAUUUAUGGACAUGGAACAAGUGCAUCCGAGUAAAACAACGAUAGACGCCAGUGAUCCCGCCGAACAACAUUUUCUGAAAACACAUGCUCGUAGAGAAGAUGGUGUUUAUAUUGUUCAAUACCCAUUCAAGGAGCCCCGCACGCCAAUUGGCUCCACUUUGCCACAGGCUUUAAACCGCUUCGCCGCUUUGGAAAGGAAAUUUAGAAGAUUCCCCGCACUCAAACAACAAUAUGUGGAUUUCAUGGAUGAUUAUUUAAAUCGAGGACAUAUGGAAUUGAUUCCGGCUGCUGCAGGCGGUGAGGAUCCCGCACGCUACAACUAUUUGGCACACCAUGCAGUUUUUAAACCAGAUAGUACUACCACACGUUGCCGAGUGGUAUUUGACGGCUCUGGAAAGGAUUCCACGGGUCAUUCUCUUAAUUCGCGACUGCAUAUAGGACCGCCUAUUCAACGGGACUUAAUUGGAUUUGGAGGAAGGGAUGAAAACGCUACGCUGGAUCAUUAUCGACUGUUGACAGUAACAUAUGGAUUAUCUUCAUCGCCGUUUAUUGCAGUUCGAGUUCUUAAACAGCUCUCGAAUGACUAUGCCGAAUUGUAUCCCACCGCUGCUGUCGUGCUCAACAGAGACGCGUACGUUGAUGAUAUUCCUACUGGAUGCGACAACAUCAAGGAUCUCAUUGCACUCAAAGAUGAAUUGAUUCUGCUUCUUAGCGAAGCUCAAUUCAAAUUGCGAAAGUGGAGCUCAAACUGUUACGCCCUUUUAAAGUCGUUGCCAAAGGAGAUUUGUGAGUAUCCACCAGAGGAUUUAGAGGAAGACCGCUCAAUUCGAUUUGUUAAAGUCCUGGGAUUGUGUUGGGAACCAAAACCGGACUAUAUUUUCUUCAAAUUAGAAACCCCCGCAUUUACGACUGCUCUUACUAAACGCAUAUUGCUUUCAGAACUAGCCAAGAUCUACGACCCGCUGGGUUUGCUUUCGCCACCUGUUGUUUUUCUGAAGAUCCUAUUUCAAGAUAGUUGGCUAAGUUCUGUCGAUUGGAAUGAAGUACUACCGCAGCAAAUAUGUACACGAUGGCAACAGUUUGCAUCGGAAAUGCAUUUAUUGGAAACUUGUCGAGUUCCUCGCUACAUAUCUGCACCACAUCAAGAAAUGGAACUGCACGGAUUUGCUGAUGCAUCAUCUCAAGCGUAUGCUGCCGUCAUCUAUAGCCGCGUCGAAGUCAACAAUGGAUAUGCUGUCAAACUGAUUAUGGCUAAAACUCACGUAGCCCCUAUUAAGCCUAUCUCCAUUCCGCGACUAGAGUUAAACGCAGCUCAUUUACUCUCUAAACUGAUUUAUCUGGUCAAGCAAUCAUUAACUGUUCCUAUUUCCAGAAUUAAUUGUUGGUCAGACUCUGAAAUAGUCCUGCAUUGGCUAUCUUCUCUGCCUAGGACUUGGAACACCUAUGUUUGCAACCGCACUGCUGAAAUUCUAGAGGUUUGCCCACGCAGCUGCUGGCAACAUAUUCGAAGUGGUGAUAAUCCCGCAGACUGCGCAUCGCGAGGAGUACUGCCAAAGGACCUCGUGGAUCAUCAAAUAUGGUGGAAUGGACCACCUUGGCUAUCUCAGUCACGUUCAGCUUGGCCACCUGUUAAAGCUAAGUUUGUUCUGUCGACAGAAGAAGAGGCCUGCCUAGAGAUGAAGGCUGAAACGAAAGUUAAUCUACACAUUUCCGACGACGGAAAUUCGCUAUCUUGUAUGAUCAACAAAUCCUCCUCAUGGUCCCGUUUAUUAAGGAUAGUCAGCUACUGCCUUCGCUUCGUUCAUCGUCUUCGUGAGAGGAAUCGACUUUCACCAUUCCUAUCGGCGUGGGAGCUACAAUAUGCACGAGCUAAGAUUUUUGCGCACGCUCAAGAGGAGUUCUUCAACGUGGAGUACAAGCAGUUAACUACCGGACAGCCAUUGUCGAAGAAAUCGAAGUUGAUCCGCUACACACCCUUUUUAGACGAGCAGAGAGUAAUGCGUGUUGGUGGUCGCAUCGAUAAUUCUAUAGCUACUUAUGACGCAAAGCAUCCCAUUCUCCUUCCUAAGGAAUCUCCAAUAGCUGGUCUGCUAGUUCGCUAUCAACAUGCUGCAUUGUUACACGCUGGAGUCGAAUACACGUUUCAUAGUCUACGCCAAAGGUAUUGGAUUCUAGGAGCUCGGAACCUCGUCCGCAAAACUGUAUUCAAUUGCAGAACUUGCUUUCUGCAGCGAAGACACACGAGUUCUCAACUUAUGGCUGAUUUACCGGAGUUUCGAGUUCAACCCGCCCGUUGUUUUCUGCACACUGGAUUGGAUUAUGCUGGACCUGUGUCAAUCAAAACAUCGACAGGCCGGACACCAAGAUUUGGCAAAGCUUGGUUUGCGAUCUUUGUCUGCCUAUCUACAAAAGCGAUUCACAUAGAAUUGGUCAGCGAUUUGACGACAUCCGCCUUUAUAGCCGCUUUCAAACGCUUUUGGUCUCGACGUGGACCUAUAUCGGAUUUAUACUCGGACAAUGGAACGACUUUCCAUGGAGCCAAAAGAGAUUUAGCUGAAAUGCAACGAAUGGCAAUAGCUCAAAGUCAAGAUGAAGAAAUUUCAAGCUUCAUGGCCAGCCACGAGAUUAAUUGGCAUUUCAUUCCGCCAUCUGCUCCCCAUUUCGGAGGCAUUUGGGAGACUGGUGUGAGAUCCAUAAAGCUGCACUUAAAACGAGUCAUUGGCAGCAGUGCCUUGACAUUCGAGGAGUAUUCGACCCUGUUAAUUCAGAUUGAAGGGCUUCUGAACUCUCGCCCUUUAUGCGCACCUAGCGAUCACAGUCUUAACCCGCUAACUCCUUCUCAUUUUCUAACAGGUCAGCCUCUCACUUCGGUACCAGAACCAUCUUUCCUGGAUGUAAAUAUCAACAGACUGCAGCGCUGGAGACAACUACAGGCCAAGGUUCAAGGUUUCUGGAAACGUUGGAAUCUCGAGUAUCUCAGCACGCUUCAACCUCGUACGAAAUGGCAUCAAGAUGCUCCAAAUGUUGCCGUGGACACACUGGUUGUGCUGAAGGAGCCCAAUCAACCGCCAAGCAAGUGGAUGCUAGGACGAGUCACCGAAGUUCAUCCUGGCCAGGAUCAGAGGGUUCGGGUGGUCACCGUUAAAACCGCCAAGGGAAUCUACAAGCGCCCUAUUACGAAAAUUGCUGUGCUUCCUUUGAACUGA